GUCCCUCCUCCACCACCACCUCCAAUGUAUGGAGCCCCAACACCACCCCCUCCCCCAUCUUAUGGAGCCCCACCACCACCACCUCCUCCAGGGCGUGGAGCUCCGCGCCCUCCACCUCCUCCUAUAGGUCGAGCACCACCACCACCUCCUCCUAUUGGUGGUGGGCCUCCUCCCCCACCUCCUCCACAUGGAGCACCUGCUCCACCGCCACCUCCUGGAGGUCGUGUUCCUGGCCCUCCUGCUCCACCCGGGCUUGGCCCUCCUGCUCCGCCUGGGCCUGGCCCUCCAGGUGGUGUACCACCUCCUCCUGGAAGAGGUCUGGCUGGAGGAAGAGGGCGUGGUACUUUACGUGGGGCAGCUGGUACAGCACCUCGAAGGUCUUCCUUAAAGCCUUUGCACUGGAGCAAGGUAACAAAGGCAUUACAAGGAAGCUUAUGGGAUGAAUUGCAAAGACAUGGAGAGCCUCAAAUUGCGCCAGAAUUUGAUGUUUCAGAGAUUGAGACUCUUUUCUCUGCAAUUGUUCCAAAACCUGCUGACAAAGGGGAUAAAUCACGUCGGAAAUCAGCUGGAUCAAAAACAGACAAAGUCCAUCUGAUUGACUUGAGGAGGGCAAAUAACACUGAAAUUAUGCUCACUAAAGUUAAGAUGCCUCUCUCAGAUAUGAUGGCUGCAGUGCUGGCAAUGGAUGAGUCAGUGUUAGAUGUUGAUCAAGUAGAAAAUCUCAUAAAGUUUUGUCCUACCAAAGAGGAGAUGGAACUUCUAAAGAACUACACUGGUGACAAGGAGAACCUGGGAAAGUGCGAACAGUUUUUUUUGGAGCUGAUGAAAGUGCCACGAGUAGAGUCCAAGUUAAGAGUAUUUGCAUUCAAGAUUCAGUUCGGUUCUCAGUCUCUUGCCUUGGUUAUUCUUGGUUGCCUAGCAUGCAUAGCCUUAACUUACAUCCUACUGCUGUCGCAGGUAGCAGAAUUUAAAAGGAGCUUGAAUAUUGUAAAUUCUGCUUGUAAUGAGGUCCGAAAUUCUGAGAAGUUGAAGGCUAUCAUGGCAAAGAUUCUUUAUCUUGGGAAUACCCUGAACCAAGGAACCGUAAGGGGUGCUGCCAUUGGGUUUAAGUUGGACAGUCUUCUAAAGCUCACUGAUACGCGUGCUUCUAACAGUAAAAUGACACUCAUGCAUUAUCUUUGUAAGGGCCUUGCUACCAAGUCACCAGCACUUUUGGAUUUUCACCUGGAUCUUGUCAGCCUUGAGGCUGCAUCUAAGAUACAAUUGAAAUCUUUAGCCGAAGAAAUGCAAGCUAUAAUCAAGGGAUUAGAAAAGGUCAAGCAGGAGCUGGUUGCUUCCGAAAGUGAUGGUCCUGUGUCAGAAGUAUUUCAUAAGACCUUAAAAGAUUUUAUUUUGGUUGCUGGGUCAGAGGAAGCAUCUUUAACAAACCUAUACUCUGUGGUGGGUAGGAACGCAGAUGCACUUGCACUAUAUUUUGGUGAGGAUCCUGCUCGUUGCCCAUUUGAGCAAGUUACCGCAACUCUCUUAAUUUUUGUGAAAAUGUUUCGAAAAGCACAUGAAGAGAAUUUGAAGCAGGCUGAAUUGGACAAGAAGAAAGCUGAGAAGGAUGCUGAAAUGCAGAAGGCUAAGGGAACUAACCCUAGGAAGAAGACUGAGGUGGCUGAGGAUUGAUUUCUUUCUAUUCCUGCAAAGGAAUAAGCUUCUUGCUUGCAGCAACAUCUGCCGCAAUAUUUUUUGUUGAAAGGCGGCAAAUGCUGCUUUUGAGACCUGCUCGGGUGCCUCCUGCUUCUCUUGUUGUCGCUCUGGUAAGACUUUAAAGGUGAUGUGAAUGAGGAAAAGAGCAAGUCCUGAACGCUUGCAGUUGCAGACAGUGGACUAAACAUAAUGCUUCACAAUGUAUAUCUGGACUGCGCGAUGCAAAAUACAAUGAUUAUGGUCAGACAGCUUUUUCAACAGUAGAUUUCAGACAGGCCAAAUGUUUAAGCAUGGUGUGGUUAUAGAUCAUUCUCUGAGCAGCACUGGUUCUGAGCUUAAUCUACCAAGAUGAAUGAUCUGUCCCUCCCAGCAUCAUUCUGAACAUAGUAUACCAGGUUAUGUCAGUUGCAGUUUUUGUCAUUCAUUGCAUGAUUUUUUCAGCAGCAGAGCAGAUGCUAAAGGGAUUGUAAAGCAAGAAGAGUCCCACUGUACCAUGAAAAACAUGUACAAAGCUCUAACCCCCCGCUUACAUUAGAGUGCAAUUCUUUCUUGUAACAUACUUGUUUUCCCAUGUCACGAAAAGUAGUCCAUUACUAUGGAGAUUGUAUAGGUUUGUUAGGUUUAGAUAGAGAAAUUAGGACAGAUUCUCUUAGGGUAGUUGUAAUUUAGAUCCCCACACUCUUGAAAACUGUUUUGUUUAUUUUUCUGAUUCAGUAAAACUACUAAGGAAAUGAAGGAUAAGAUUUAUUAUUCCAUUACAAGACAGAUUCUACAUGAAGAACAGGUCCUAAUAAUAUAAAAUUCUUUAU
Messenger RNA from Rubroshorea leprosula, 2504 nucleotides. NCBI's taxonomy places the organism in Eukaryota, Viridiplantae, Streptophyta, Magnoliopsida, Malvales, Dipterocarpaceae. The record is from the annotation of a GenBank genome assembly.